Molecule: messenger RNA, 933 nt
Organism: Cyphellophora attinorum
Lineage: Eukaryota; Fungi; Ascomycota; Eurotiomycetes; Chaetothyriales; Cyphellophoraceae
Exons: 3
Coding region: 1-933 (310 amino acids)
Molecular function (GO): oxidoreductase activity
Source: RefSeq, a predicted model, not a curated record
AUGUCUGCAACAUCCGAAAUCAGGAACGUCAUCCUCGUUGGUGCGACUGGCAACGUUGGUUCUUUACUUAUCGCUCCAUUAGCCGCCAACUUCAACCUUACCAUCCUCAGCCGCUCCUCCAGCACCAGCAAGCCCACUAACGCCAACAACGUCAAGACUCUCCGCGCCGACUACACCCUCGAAGGCCUGACAAAGGCUUUCACCGGCCAAGAUGCGGUCGUGUCCACCGUCGGUGCCGUUGCCUUCGGCGAGCAAAAGGUCAUGAUCGACGCAGCGGUCGCCGCUGGAGUCAAGCGUUUUCUGCCGAGCGAGAUGAGCAUGAACGGAGAUGCAAAGGCUGUGAGGGAUCUGGUUCCGGUCUUCAAGACCAAGCAUGAGGUUUUAGAAUACCUGAAAAGCAAGGAGGCGAAGGGUCUGACUUGGACCGGGCUUGGGACGGGACCGCUUUUCGACUGGGGACUCAAAGCCGGCUUCCUCGACUUCGAUAUUUCCAAGCGCCACGUCACCCUAUGGGACAAAGGUGACACAAGAUACUCGGCGAUCACAGUGGCAGACCUCGGCAACGCAGUCGUCGGCGUUCUCCAGCACCCGUCAGAGACCGCCAACAGAUACGUGUUCGCGCAUUCGGUAACGGCCUCGCAGCGCGAAGUCCUGAACGUCCUGGAAGGACAGACCCGGCAGAAGUGGAAUGUGGAACCUGUGACAACCGAGGAUGAGGUCGCCAAAGCUCAGAAAGCACUUGCGACGGGCGAUUAUGCCGCCGCGGUCAGGUUAGCACAGGCGACCGCUUUCAGCAACUUGCCGAACAUGCAGCAGGACUUUGACGCGGACGAGAAGGACAGGGUUGUGAAUGACUUGUUGGGCAUCGAAAUGAAGAGCGUAGCAGCGGUCGUGGAGGAAGUUCUGACAUCAGAGAGACAGCAUGAUGCGUGA